AUGGCUGCCCCUGAAGCUGACUUGCAGAGGCUCCUGCAAUCCUACCUGGAGGUCCACGGCCAGGGUGCCCUGGAUGAGCUGGUGUCAGACGUGAGGAUCAUUGGCCCUGCUGAUGGAGGGAUUUCCGGUCAGCCUGCAGUUCCUGGUGAGCGGAGGGCCAGGAGAUCGAGGUCUCCGUUGCGCCUGUCUCCAAGCCCAGUGCGGCAGAGCGAGCGGAGAAGAAGUGGCGGCCCGGUCGUGCACCCUGAGCGGCCAUCUGUAUCUGGGCGACGGCGUACUCGGGCUGGUGAGGUUCGCGGUGUCCAGGCCCAAGAUGGCGGCGGCAGUAAUGGCGCAGGUAUGGCCGGGAGAUCUCUUCCGGUCCAACUGGAAGUGUCGUCAUCAGGCACGCCAUGCGGCAUGCGCAUGUCGGAGGUCAAUGUCAUCCAGCAAGGCGAGUACGUGACGGCAUCGCACAGGAGAGUGCGGCCGUCACAGGCCUUGCAUUCCACCGUGGUUGCGCCGGUGGUUGAGCCGGCGGGCGGAAGGAGGAUGUCCAGCAGUGGAGUGCGGUUGGGCCUGGAUGCUGGCUGCGGGUCCCCCCCUUAA
This is a messenger RNA of Pelobates cultripes (western spadefoot toad), 588 nucleotides long. The record is from the annotation of a GenBank genome assembly. Lineage: Eukaryota; Metazoa; Chordata; Amphibia; Anura; Pelobatidae.